Molecule: messenger RNA, 408 nt
Organism: Entrophospora sp. SA101
Lineage: Eukaryota; Fungi; Glomeromycota; Glomeromycetes; Entrophosporales; Entrophosporaceae
Source: the annotation of a GenBank genome assembly
AUGAAUUCAAAAUAUCCAAAGUUUCAUAAAUAUGUUACAAAAGGUUAUCUACUAUUAAUAGGUUGUUUAGGAGUGAUUUUACCAAUUUGUUACGAGAUUAAUGAACAACCAAAUUUAACAGAAAUAUUAAUAAUAAUUGCAUAUGUUAUACUCUCAUAUGUAAUAUAUUGGUUAAUUGUAAGAUUAAAUUGUUAUGGAAUCCCAAUACAAAAAAGAAAUAAUCUUGGUGGGUCAAUUUAUUCACAACACGGUCAAAACAAUUCUUCAUCAACAUUAUCCAAUAACAACAACACAAUAAUAUAUCAAACAUUUGCUAAUUAUAGAUUAAAUGGCUUAGUUGAAAGAAUAAGAAUAUUUGGCAUCAUCGUCAUCACCACCAUCACAAACGAUCCUAUCAAAACAUUCUGA